CGCGACAGGGCUCGGGUCGCGGGCUUGCUUUCCGGCAGGGUGGACGGGAGCCGCGUUCGUUUUUCGUCCCAUACGGUCGCGCGGGCCCCAUCCCGGGCUACUGGGGCAGGGGGUUCGGAGGUCGAGUCCCAACACGGGGAUGAGCUUGUUUGAUCUUUUCCGGGGCUUUUUCGGCUUUUCUGGACCUCGGAGCCACAGAGAUCCCUUCUUCGGAGGGAUGACUCGAGAUGAAGAUGAGGAUGAGGAGGAAGAGGAAGGAGCCGCCUGGGGCCACAGGAGCCCCUGGUUUCACGGUUCCCCUCCCCCGGAGGAAUUCGGCUUCGGCUUCAGCUUCGGUCCUGGAGGAGAGAUGCGGUUCCAUGAUAACUUCGGCUUUGAUGACCUGGUGCGGGAUUUCAACAGCAUCUUCAGCGAGAUGGGGGCCUGGACCCUGCCUGCCCGCCCUCCUGACCUUCCAGGCCUUGAGUCAGAGGCACCUGCUGGGAGGCCCCGGCAAGGGCAGACCCUUCGAGACUCCAUGCUCAAGUAUCCCGACAGCCACCAGCCCAGGAUCUUUGGGGGGGCCGUGGAGAGCGACACAGGAACUGAAUCUGCCAAACCAGCACCAGAUUGGGGCUCCCAGCAGCCUCUCCGCAGGUUUGAUGACAUUUGGCCUGUGACUCCCCAUCCUCGAGCCAGAGAGGACAAGGAUCUUGACUCCCAGGUUUCGCAGGAGGGCCUUGGCCCAGUCCUACAGCCUCAGCCCAAAUCCUACUUCAAGAGUAUCUCCGUGACCAAGAUCACUAAGCCAGAUGGGGCAGUGGAGGAACGCCGGACUGUGGUGGACAGUGAGGGCCGGAAGGAGACCACCGUGACUCGGCAGGAAGCAGACAGCAACCCGAGGAGUGAAUCACUGAAAUCUCCAGCCCUAGACGAUACUUUUUCCAUCCUGGAUUUAUUCCUAGGACGUUGGUCCCGGUCCCGGUAGCCGUGUGAGCCCUCAGGCCUUCAGGGGCUGAGGUGUGUGGAACAUGAAGCUGGGUUAGGUCAGUGGGGCACUCACCCAAACUGACCAAUAAAACCUGUAUUUAUGCACAGUU
Molecule: messenger RNA, 1079 nt
Organism: Ochotona princeps (American pika)
Lineage: Eukaryota; Metazoa; Chordata; Mammalia; Lagomorpha; Ochotonidae
Gene: HAX1
Product: HCLS1 associated protein X-1
Exons: 7
Coding region: 140-967 (275 amino acids)
Biological process (GO): regulation of actin filament polymerization; negative regulation of apoptotic process
Cellular component (GO): mitochondrion; sarcoplasmic reticulum; actin cytoskeleton
Source: RefSeq, a predicted model, not a curated record